CCGAGUCUGUCUCCGGUUGAAGCCGCCUGGGCUGUGUUUUGACCAAAUGUCUCUUUCGUAGCCAAGGAUGCCAGUCGAAAGCCAGGAGGAGAGGUCAGUGGAAGUGCUGGCAUUGCCUGACGAAGUGGACGAGGAGCUGCUGUAUCUGUACUUUGAGAACAAGCGACGUUCUGGGGGGGGUCCGCUCGUCUCUGUGGAGAAGGAUGGUGAUCGUGCCUUGCUGGUGUUUGAGGAGGCUGAAGCUGCAGCCCAAGUGCUGUCUAAAGGGCACCAUGUUCUGCAUAAUGUUGAGCUGACCGUGAGAAGGCCUGCCUCAAAGGACCGAUGCAGGCUACUGCUGCGAGGGAUCAAGCCCAGCACCAGCAUUGAGAUGAUAGAGCUCUAUGUGGAGAACAUGCUUGGGCUGAACAUGUCAGAAUACACACUAUAUCCCUCAAAAGGGAGAGAUCUCAUCCUUAUUCACCUCACCCAACCCUUUACCAAAGAUAUACAAAACCUAAAUGCAAGAAUCUCCAGGCGGUCACUUGAUGGAGCCAAGGCAACCCUUGAACAAAUUGAGCAAACUGACUCAAUUUUAGUGGAGAACCUGCACCCAGGCACAACUUCAGAUAUGCUCACUUUGUACUUUGAGAGCAAGCGAGGUGGGAAUCAGAAGGUGAAUGACGUCAUCAUGCUAUCUGAGGGUACAGCCAAGGUGUCAUUUGUCAAAUGUGAAUCUGUGGACCUAGUUCUGGAUCAACCGCACAAACUGGACGAUGCUGAACUUGUAGUGAAGCCGUACUUCGACUUUCUUCAACCUGCAGAAACGGAACCAUUGUCAAACUCUGAAACCAGGAGCAAAGACAUGACUGAGAGAAACUCUGACGACAUGAGUGAUAUUCAAAUGCAGACCAGUUCUCCCAGUGUGGCCAGUGCUAACAACCACUCUGACUUCUCUCAGACGACCUCAGAACCUAUUGCUGCUGCUGCUGAGGCGGUUGAGGAGGUUACAGAGGAAGCCAUGGAGGAUCAAACGGAGGACACAGAUAUACAGAUACUAUCAAGCCAUAUUGCGAUAACUGACCCAGCAAAACUUUAUAUGUUUCAACAUGGCACUCCUCUACAAGACAUUAAAAAGACUCACCCUAAUUUCGCUAUCCAAAUCAGAGAUGAUGGUGUCCACAUUGCUGGACAUGACAGACAAAUAUCAGAGCAGAUAAAACACACCAUCUUGGAUUUUUUUACCACUCUAGCAGAGGUUCAGUUUACCCUUGAGCCAGAAAAAGCUCAGCUCCUUUCGAGAAAAGAUGUAAAAGACCGACUACUUCAAACUAUCAAUCAAGAUGGGCUCUCUGUGUACACUGUAUCAGACUGUAAUGUGGUGGUAACAUCAAUAUCCCAGGACUUGGCUAACCAAGCAUGUAGCUUUUUGAAAUCCCAACCCAGUCGCUUCAGCAUACCGGUGGACAUGGAGAAUGAGUGCACGUUAUAUUGCAGAGAAUGGACUGAGUUUCAUCAGGCUCUGGGUUUCUCCUCUGUGUCAGAGAAAGAAGGAAGUAUAGAUGUGUUGACUCUGAAAGGGAUGGAGAGUGAGAAGCAGACUGCUAUCGUGGCAUUUCUCUCUACACCCAUCGAAAGGGAGACUGUCAUCUCCAUGAUGCCACCCAUCCUGAAAUACAUCCAGAUCCAUUGUCAUCAGCUGUUGGCUGACAUGAGCCAAGUAUCUAUUUUUCCAUUAGAAGCAGGGGACAUCUGUGGGUUAAAGAUCCAUGGCCAUGCUGCAGCUUGCCAAAUGGCUGAAGAAGUGCUGCAAGGUGUGGUAUCCUCUCUGUGCACCAGAACCAUCACAGUUAACGCUCCAGGAGUGAUCCGCUUCCUUGAAGAUCAAGAGUGCAAGAGCAUCUUCAAAGAGAUGGAAACAAAGUUUCAGGUCUACAUUACCCCAAAGCAAAAGCCCUGGGAACCUCUGCCACACCAGGACAUUUUUGAUACUGCAUGGAAGAUGAUGUCCUAUAAAAAAUUCCAGAACGUGUCAAUGGAUGAUUCCCCACAGGAGUUAAAAUCAGAGUCAAUGCAAACAGAUGGAGCUGCAGACAGAGACCCACAGGAUGACGUGGAGGAUGUGGACCUGUACACAGCAGAGGAACCAACAAGCCUGUCAGACCAGAACUCUGAUGUGGCAGCUGUUGGUGCUCCCCAGCCUUUAGCUGCAGGGACUACUACGAAUGGGUUACUCCCACUGAGUGAUCAGGGUCUGGGAAACAUGGAAGAAGAAGCCCAACUGUCUUUAGCCAUCCAGUACUCUAUGGAGUCAAGCCAAUGGUCCAUGGAGAAUGAGGAGGAACAGCUGCAAAAAGCCUUGGCGUUGUCUAAGAAAAUGAUCCAAGAUGAACGCUCCUCUGGUAGUGCUGACAAGACCCCCCAGGUUGAUCAACUGGAGAGGAGAAGCAGUAUUUCCUUAGAGGACACUAUCAAGGCAGCCAACACAAUCCAGAUAUUUGUGGUUGCAGGUUACAACUGUGACCUGAUUCGGGUGGACAUAGCUUUUGGGAAGAAGGUCUCUCAGAGGCAGGUCGAGGAGAAACUGGAGCACAGAUGCUUGAAGAACAUGUCCGGGUACCACAAGAAGUGUCUAGACUUGAUAAAAAGGAAGCACGCAGUCGAGAUUCAAGUUCUAGGCAACAUAAUAAGUGUUUCUGGCUUCAAGGACUAUGUUAAUGGAGCGAUCUGUGAUGUCAAGCUGCUGCUGGAGAAAAUCCCCAAUUGGGUAAUGGACCGGGAAAUCCUGAGGACUAUCGAGUGGGUGCAGCAUGACCCAGAUUCCUCAGACAAAACUCCUUAUUCACCUGAUGCUAUAGUGUUUAUCGAGAAUGCUUGGAGGAUGAAACUAAAGGACAUUGAUAUUUUGCUUGACAAUCAGCCCCACAUGAUCAGCUUUGAAAAGAUGCAGGAACACAACAUAGCAUCAGGGAAAUCUGCGAAAAUCUCCAGGAAGUUGCUUAAUUUGGGAGAACUGGAUGAGGAUGUAGCAGAAGAGGAAUACUCUCUGCUAUCAAACAUGCCUGAAGCAACCAGAGUCGAUGAGGAAUCUGAUGAAUUUCAGAACGUGGUGAAGAAUUUCUAUGAGACCAUACAAGAAUACCACAGCAAGAUUAGAAUCAUACAGGUGGAGAAGUUAAUGAAUCGAUUGCUGUACAAUCAAUACAAGCUAAAGAAGGCAAGCGUUCUGCAGCGAGCCGAGUAUCCAGAAAUUGAACGGACACUCUACCAUGGCACUAGUGAGACGAGUGUGAAAGAAAUUUGCAUCCAUGGAUUCAACAGAAGCUUCUGUGGAAAGAACGCCACCGUCUAUGGCCAGGGUGUGUAUUUUGCUGUCAACUCUGCACUGUCCGUCCAGGAUCAGUACUCACCCCCAAAUGCAGAUGGAUACAAGUUUAUUUUCGUGUCGAAAGUCCUAACAGGAGACUACACCAAAGGCUGCCAUUCAAUGAAGACGGCCCCACUGAAGGAGACUGGUGAUAUUCCCCUCAGAUACGACAGUGUGACAGACGACAUUACCAAGCCGUCAAUGUUUGUCACCUUUAACGACACACAGGCAUUUCCAGAAUAUCUCAUUACAUGCCAGAGAAUCCAUCGCUGAGUGAACGGAUCAUUGGUCAAUUGUUGACAGUGAGAUUUGAAGGAAAGGACUGCUUUUGUCUGAUGAUUCUGCCAUGAUUUUUAAAAAAGUGCAUUUGACUUUUAAAAGGGCUAAUGUGUUAUUGUCUAAAUUUGGUAUUUUUAUUUCACUGUAUUGUUUCUGAUCAACAUUGUGUCAUCAGUUGCUCUACUUUCAGUUUGUCAAUUUAGUCAAGUAUGAUCAAGAAAAACAAAAAACAUUGUACACUGAAAUUGUAUUGAUGUCAAUAUAUAUACAACUAGUAGUUGACAGUGCUAGAUUAAUUGUUGCCUAACACCAAUUACCUGUAUGAAAUUACCGUAAUGUUAACAUUUUGCAGUCAAUCAUUUUCCUAGUAUUUUGCUUUUGGGUUCAGUUGUUUAAGGUUUUUUUUUCCUUGCCCUGAAUGUAGUUAGAGUAAACUACUGGUUAUGUUGGAAAAGCAGCAGUCCCAGAUCCACUGUUCAACAGCAAAGAAAGA
This is a messenger RNA of Scomber japonicus (chub mackerel), 4118 nucleotides long. RefSeq names its product poly(ADP-ribose) polymerase family member 10 (gene parp10). Lineage: Eukaryota; Metazoa; Chordata; Actinopteri; Scombriformes; Scombridae. The coding region runs from base 68 to 3619 and encodes 1183 amino acids. Gene Ontology annotation, molecular function: transcription corepressor activity; RNA binding; NAD+ poly-ADP-ribosyltransferase activity. The transcript has 11 exons. Gene Ontology annotation, cellular component: nucleus; cytoplasm. The record is from RefSeq and is a predicted model, not a curated record. Gene Ontology annotation, biological process: negative regulation of gene expression.